CUCUGUACGGGAGCGCAAAGACAGUGAGCCUCAUAUUCCGGCGGAUUUCGGUCGGAAAAUCCGGUCUCCGGUGAGAUGAAGGAGCUGAAAUCGGAGGACCCAACCGGGUUGGUGGAGGGCAAAGUUAGAAAUGACGAGAAGCAGAAGUUAGAAAUAGGUAGAGGGAGUGGACAGAGUAGAUACAAACGGAGCUCAAGCUUGAGUGAGAUGAUGAAAGAUGGACAGCUACGUGAUAGUGAAAGUAAUGGAGGAAGUGCGUCCCUUACUGAACAUGCUCUGGAAACCAAAGUUUCAAAGCAAAAGGUACAGAAUGGUCAUUUGACCAAGACCAAAUGCAUUUCUGUUCUUGUAGGUCAAGGCACUGAAGAUAAACAAUCUCCAGGAAGUGGGAAUGCAAAACAUGAAAAUGAAAAGAGCCAACGGCUAUCCAGAUCCAAGAAGAAGAAAGAUCUUAAUUUGCCUCGUCGUGCUUCUAAGCGACUAGCUGGUAUCGAGGUUGAUACAGUGCCAGAACUGAAAGCAAGCACUCGAGCACGUCGAGUUGGUAGCAAACAGUCGGAUAAUCUGGCUGGUUGUUCGUCCCAACAACCUUAUGUUCAGGAAGAGCGAGAUAACACUGAAGAGAAGCCUGGAGUUCUUCCAGAUUCGCCUCUUGCUGAUUUCUUCUCAGAUCCAUGCAUUGCCUUUGCAAUAAAGACUUUAAAGGAUCAUUCGGAAGAUGGAGAAACAGAUGACAUGAGCUAUAUAAAGCAAGAAUGCAAUGUUCUUCCCCCUCCAGGUAACUUGGUUAAACAAGAGAAACAUGAUGGCAUAGUUGGAAGUGGUGAGAAGUCAGGAUCAUCUAUCACUGAACCACCUUUCGGGAGUUCUUGGCCAGACCCCUGCAUUGAAUUUGCUAUUAAGACUCUCACAGGCGCAAUCCCUCUCGAGUAUGAUCCGCAUAUCGAGGAGUAUUUCCAGAAGCAACUCAGGUCAUCGCAACAACACAAGGACAAUGUCAUGCAGAAAGAGAUUGCCUGACCAAAGUUUUCUGCAGUGUUUAACUCCCUAUCUGUGUUUUUGAUUAAUUGAUUUAGCUUUAGCGUCAGCAAUUUUAGCAUA
Argentina anserina (silverweed cinquefoil) is the source of this 1101-nucleotide messenger RNA. RefSeq lists its product as uncharacterized. The transcript has 2 exons. Bases 76 to 1020 code for a protein of 314 amino acids. Lineage: Eukaryota; Viridiplantae; Streptophyta; Magnoliopsida; Rosales; Rosaceae. The record is from RefSeq and is a predicted model, not a curated record.